Carassius carassius (crucian carp) is the source of this 2577-nucleotide messenger RNA. Its product is annotated as transmembrane protein 100. NCBI's taxonomy places the organism in Eukaryota, Metazoa, Chordata, Actinopteri, Cypriniformes, Cyprinidae. The transcript has a single exon. The coding region runs from base 182 to 568 and encodes 128 amino acids. Gene Ontology annotation, biological process: cellular response to BMP stimulus. The record is from RefSeq and is a predicted model, not a curated record.
UCUGCUUGAGUGUUCAAUGUGCUGCCGUGUGCUCGAGAGACAGAGAGCCGUGGCACUGACAAACCCACAGACAUUGUGAGUGGAUCUCCACGUUUCCUUCCCUAAAUUGCCUUUCCUCCCAGAGCGUCUCGCUCAUACUGAGCGCAUCUUUAUUGUUGUGUUCCCAGCAUCCAGUCGCAAGAUGGGAUGCACCACGGGGCACUUCACUUGCCAACCACAAACGACGACGGCCCCAACCCUGGAAGGCCAAUCGCAAGAAGGAGCCCCCAAAGUCCCAGAGGUGCUGUCGUCCCUAGAGCGGCUCUCGCAAGCCACUGGAGGGAUGGAGAAGUCGUGGUACCGCUGCAUCUUUCCAUUUGGGAUAAUCUCGCUGGUGAUUGGAGUGGCUGGAACUGGAGUGACAUACACGUACAAUGAUCUCCCGCAGACCAAGGUGGUUUCUGUGAUCCUGUUGAUCGUGGGGCUGGUCCUUGUACUGAUGGCGACCGCUUGCUGGACAGUCCACAAGAAGAAGCGCAGGAAAAAGAAGGAAGGAGGUUCCUUCAGCUCAGAACAGUGUCCCUUGUGAGAGAGCACCCCCCCAAAAAAACUAGAUGUCCGUCCGCUCAGGUAUCCGUGGUGGAUAAGUCAUUAAGGACAGGUCCUCUCUGAGAAUCCCAUGGAAAAUACGGCAUAAGGCUGGCAUGAGGGUUCACCAGAGUCACACAUGCAGUUUACCGUUGCUCAGCAGGUGUCUCGUAUCAAAACAAGCCUGGAGAGGGACACACAAUCCCGCACACACACAGUAAACUUAACACUAGCUGCGAGCCUCUCGCAGAGCCUCUGCUGCCAUCAACGCCACUGUCAGUCUCCUGCAUUCCUGUGACGCCGAAGAAGUGGGCCAACGGCGGCAACCGGACACCGCAGCGAAAGAGGAGUUCACCUCCGUCACCGUCGCACGUCAUUCACCCGUCCGGUGACACCGUAGCAAUGCACAAGCUUUUUUACUGAGUGGAACUUGAACCUGCAUCUGCUAGCUAGAACCGGCAGCUGCGGAUCAGGACAGGAAGAAAGCACGGACUGGAGAGUACGAGAAUGUGUCCGUCUGCAUGUGUGUGUGUGCGUAAAGUGUGUGCUGGAUGGAUUAGAUAGACAAGACACCUGCUCGGCCUCUUUCGCUGUCAGCCCUCCGUCAAUCGUAGCUGCUAAUGAUUUAGGACAGGGGUGCAGCACCUGAUAUGAAGGACGCAAAGACCCGAGCUUGAUUUAUUGGGAAUUUUACACAGUGUACAGUGUGUUGAAGGAGUUUUGCAUUGGAUUGUGUGUUUGCCCAUGUGUGAGUGUAUCUGAUUCUAUCUGGCAAAUCCAGGACUCUUCAAGGACCUCAUAUAGUCGGUAUUUGGAAAAAAGACACAGACACGGUUCAGAGAAAGGCAAGCAAACUGAAGGGCCUUUUGUUCUGAGACAGCCAGAAAAGAAAAUUAAUUUCCUGUCUGAAAGAUGAGCAGGAUUACUAGGGGAGGGGAGUGUGUGUGGAGGGGUGGGGGGGGGGGGUGUUCAAGAUGCCACAAGGGUACACUAGAAGUCAAAAUUGUCAGUAACGUUUUGUUCUUGUUUUAGUGCCUUGAGCAAGCGAUAGGACUUUGCAUGGUACAGUAGCUAUGUUUUACCCCUCCGUUUCACUUUUCCUCUUCCAGGGUCAGCUUUAAAACUCAAACUCAGCUGUUUUAGCAAGGUCUCCUCGCCCCCAAAAACAACACACAUGAAUACGUCGUCGCUUUGACCUGGUCAGAGCCCACAAAGGCUGGAGCUUACAUCCGUUUUCACAAUGGGAAUACUGCUUAUUUACACUGCCUUGAUCUGGGAAGCAUUUGGCACAUUUCAUUAUGGACACAGUGGGUGGGUAACAGAUAAUGAAUUAAAGGGACAGGUCAGCUAAAAAUGAAACUUCUGUCAUCCUCGUGUCGUUCCCAGUCUGUACGACUUACUUUCUUCUGAGGAUUACAAAAUAAUGUAUUUUGAACCUCGUUGGGGUCCAAAACAACUCUUUUGAUGUUCUGUGCAUGAAGAAGAAAAAAAACUGGCAUUUUUCAAAAUAUCUUCUUUUAUGUUCCACUGCAGAAAGGAAGUCGUACCAAGUUGAGGGUGAGGAAAUAAUGACAGAUUUUUUUCUUUUUGGAAAUGUUCAGCCUUCAAAUGUUUUAUAGGUCCUGUUAACACUCAGAAAACUCUGUGUGAAGACUAAAAUUCGGAGACUGACAAAAAUCCAUACCAAUUCAGAGGUUAAUACCCUUUCCAUUUCGCUAAAAGCUUAUCGAUUGAGAUGUUUCCACCGUGUUGAGGAGUGGAUUUGAGAAUCCUUGUGCACGAGAGAAAAAAAAAGAGACGGCAUUAACAGCCUUGAGUAGUUAAAAAAGGCUGUUUUUGAGGCAUUUAGCUGUUAGCAAAUGUGCUAAGCUCGUAUUACUGGACUUGUUUGAGCCCCGAGGAAGAUUUUAUUGCUCUUUCUUAGCUCAGGAUAUUACAUUCUCAGUUGUGUCUCAGAUGUUUCUCCUAAAUUUACUUUAAAGAAAUAAAAAUGGACACAAAUGCAGACAA